GGAUGCUACAAUGAAUUCCUCCCCAUUGAAUGAAAGUAACAAAAAUGAUGAAUAUCAGCGAAUCAAAUUCAAGGAAAAUAAGAAUGACGUUGAUAUGGCUGCCAAAGCUGAAAAAUGGAUGGGAGUUCUGGUUAAUAAAGAAAUUGAUAACAAAAGCUAUAUGGGUAGUGUUGUGAAUUACUGUGGUGAAACCAAAUUAUUCCAGAUAGAUUAUGAAAAUGAUGUGUCUGAGGAAGUGGAUUAUCAAGAGUUGCAAAAAAUUGUAGCUCCUCCACCACUAGUUUGCGAAUAUCUGGAAAGGAUUAAUCCAAGUGAAAUGGAGAAGGAAAAAAAGAAACAACAGCAGCCACAGGAAGAUUCAUGGGUUCCAGUCCAUCCAAGAUACCCAUUAACUUAUCAGCAACAGGUGAAACCCAAGAAGAGAAAGUGCAAAAGAGAAACUGGCAGUGGUGCUUCAUCCACCACUGGCUACAUACCUCUGGCAUUUAGAGAGACAAAAAGGGAUGCCUAUAUUUACUAUUAUAAGUGAGGUUUAGGUGAUGUUACUAGAGAGUUUGAUUAUCUUAUUUGGUACUUCUGGAUUUCAAGUUCCUUUUAAUAUUUUGGCAUUAAUGAAAAUUUUAGGUUAUCGUUUUUCUUUUUCAUUUUGAA
Molecule: messenger RNA, 651 nt
Organism: Gossypium raimondii (Peruvian cotton)
Lineage: Eukaryota; Viridiplantae; Streptophyta; Magnoliopsida; Malvales; Malvaceae
Exons: 4
Coding region: 11-529 (172 amino acids)
Source: RefSeq, a predicted model, not a curated record